Pedinophyceae sp. YPF-701 is the source of this 3177-nucleotide messenger RNA. NCBI's taxonomy places the organism in Eukaryota, Viridiplantae, Chlorophyta, Pedinophyceae. The record is from the annotation of a GenBank genome assembly.
AUGGACAAGGACAGGGACUACGACCCGAACGCCCCGGACGAGGAGGGCGAUGAGGCCUUUGCCGAGGGAGCCAUCGAGGACGACGACGUCCCGGUCCAGGAGUACGAGUCCGCGGACGAGGAUGACGAGGAGGACCGCCACCGCGCCGAGGUGGCGCGCAAGGAGCGGGAGCGUCUCAAGAAGAUUGAGAACUCGCGCAAGGCCAAGAUGGACAUGAUGCACGCGGCGGCGAACAAGGAGGCGGCCGCGGGGGGCGCGGCGCGCUCGCAGCACCGCCUGCACUUCCUCAUGCGCCAGGCGGAGAUCUUCCAGCACUUUGCGCCCAACCUCGGCUCGGAGGGCAAGAAGGGCGGCAAGGGCAAGAAGAGCGGCGCGCGCGGGCACCGCGGGGAGCACGGCGAGGCCGACGAGGACGCGGAGCUGCUCGCGGAGGUGGAGAUGGACGAGGACCGCGCGCAGCACCGGCUGGACGUGCAGCCCAAGUGCAUCAAGGGCGGCGAGAUGCGGCCGUAUCAGAUGCAGGGUCUGAACUGGAUGAUCCACCUGUACGACAACGGCAUCAACGGCAUCCUGGCGGACGAGAUGGGCCUGGGCAAGACGCUCCAGACGAUCAGCCUGCUCGGGUACCUGCGGGAGUUCCGCGGCAUCAAGGGCCCGCACCUGGUGGUGGUGCCCAAGUCGACGCUGGGCAACUGGAUGAACGAGUUCCGGCGGUGGUGCCCGGACAUCCGGCCGGUGAAGUUCCACGGGACGCAGGAGCAGCGCGCGGUGAUGAAGGAGGAGACGGUCGUGCCGGGGCGGUUCGACGUGUGCGUGACGUCGUACGAGAUGGUGAUCAAGGAGCGCAACCACUUCAAGCGCUUCCACUGGCGGUACAUCAUCAUCGACGAGGCGCACCGCAUCAAGAACGUCAACAGCCGGCUCUCGCAGGUCGUGCGGCUGUUCAAGACGAACUACCGCAUGCUCAUCACCGGCACGCCGCUGCAGAACAACCUGCGCGAGCUGUGGGCGCUGCUCAACUUCUUGGUGCCCGAGGUGUUCACGAACGCGGAGAAGUUCGAGGAGUGGUUCCAGCUCGGCGACGAGAACGAGUCCGAGGUCGUCCAGCAGCUCCACAAGCUCCUGCGGCCCUUCCUCCUGCGCCGGCUCAAGUCGGACGUGGAGAAGGGACUCCCCCCGAAGAAGGAGCUCAUCCUGAAGAUCGGGCUGACGGAGAUGCAGAAGAAGCAGUACGCCGCGCUGCUGCAGAAGGACAUGGACGCCAUCACGGGCGGCGCCGAGCGCUCGCGGCUGCUCAACAUCGUCAUGCAGCUGCGCAAGUGCUGCAACCACCCCUACCUCUUCGAGGGCGCGGAGCCCGGCCCGCCGUACCUCACGGGCGAGCACCUCGUGGAGAACUCGGGCAAGAUGGUGCUGCUCGACCGCCUCCUCCCGAAGCUGCAGUCCCGCGGCUCGCGCGUGCUCAUCUUCAGCCAGAUGACGCGCGUGCUCGACAUCCUGGAGGACUACGCGCUGUACCGCGGGUACAAGUACUCGCGGAUCGACGGGAACACGUCCGGGGACGACCGCGAGAACGCGAUCGACUCGUACAACGCGCCCGGGUCGGAGAAGUUCAUCUUCCUGCUGUCGACGCGCGCGGGCGGGCUGGGGAUCAACCUGACGACGGCGGACACGGUGGUGCUGUACGACAGCGACUGGAACCCGCAGAUGGACCUGCAGGCCAUGGACCGCGCGCACCGGAUCGGGCAGACGCGCGAGGUGUCGGUGUACCGCUUCUGCACGGAGGGCACCAUCGAGGAGAAGGUCAUCGAGAAGGCGUACAAGAAGCUGCGGCUGGACGCGAUGGUGAUCCAGCAGGGGCGGCUGGCGGAGAACACGAAGAGCGUGAACAAGGACGAGCUGCUCUCCAUGGUGCGCUACGGCGCGGAGCUCAUCUUCAGCAGCAAGGACAGCAGCAGCAUCACGGACGAGGACAUCGACGCGAUCCUGGCGCGCGGGGAGCAGCAGACGAAGGAGCUGAACGACAAGAUGGCGCAGUUCACGGAGCAGGCCAUGAAGUUCUCCCUCGACGGGGACCUCUCGGUGUACGAGUACAAGGACCCCGACGCGGACGAGGGGCCCAAGGACCUCGGCGUGGACCUGAAGGCGCUGAUCGCGGCCAACUGGGUCGAGCCGGCGAAGCGCGAGCGCAAGAAGAUGUACAACGAGACGGAGUACUUCCGGCAGGUGAUGGGCGCGCCGGCGCCGAAGAAGCGCGAGGUGGUGUGGGUGAAGCGCGUGCCGCUGAACGACUUCCAGUUCUUCGACCGCGAGCGCGCGGAGGCGCUGUACGCCAAGGAGGAGGCCUACCUCAAGCACCGGGCCUUCAUGGAGGAGCGCGAGGAGCAGAUGCGGCGCGACGACCUCCCGCCGGAGGUGGUCGGCAUCGAGCUGGAGCAGAUGGUAGCUGAGGCGCCGCCGCAGCUGACGGACGAGGAGCGCGCGGAGCGCGAGGAGAUCAUCUCGCGCGGGUUCCGCGACUGGACCAAGCGCGACUUCCAGGCCUUCGUGCGCGGGUGCGAGCGGUACGGGCGCAACGAGGUGCGCGACAUCGCGCGCGAGGUCGAGGGGAAGAGCGAGGCCGAGGUCCGCGCGUACCACGAGGUCUUCUGGAAGCGCUUCAAGGAGCUGGACGAGUGGGAGCGCAUCCUCAAGGCCAUCGAGCGCGGGGAGGCGCGCAUCCAGCGCCACAGCGACAUCGCGCGCCUGCUGCGCCGCAAGGUCGAGGCGUACGGCGACCCGCUCAACGAGCUCCGCAUCGCGUACGGCCCGUCCAAGGGCAAGGCCUACACCGAGGAGGAGGACCGCUUCAUUCUGUGCGCGGUGAACGAGCUGGGCUACGGCCGCUGGGAGGAGGUCAAGGCGGAGAUCCGGCGCUCGUGGCGGUUCCGGUUCGACUGGUUCAUCAAGAGCCGCAGCCCGCAGGAGCUCGCGCGGCGGUGCGACACGCUCAUCCGCCUGGUCGAGAAGGAGCUGGAGGACGAGGGCGGGAAGAAGCGCGACGCGGGGGACAAGAGCACCGCGCCGAGCGGACCCGCCACCGCCGCGCCCAGCGCCGCGCCGAGCGAGAGCGGGAAGAAGCGCGCCGGGAGCGAGGACGCCGGCGGCGACAGCAAAAAGGUCAAGGUCGCCGCGUGA